CGCAUACUAGUAAGUGAUUUCCCCUCAAAGUAAAUACCCACAGGGCGAAAAUGCACAUUUAGAAACCCGUUUAAUGCAUUGGAUUAUUUUUUAAAUAUAGUAUUCAAGUUGAUGUUAAAGAUGUUAAGUAUAGUAAGUUUAAGGUGCAGGAAGCGAAUUAUAAACCUCCCUUUAUUACAGAUAAUCAUGUCCCGAAGGCUUCAUGCACGAAGAACAGAAGGCGUCGAUAAAAACGUUUGGGUUGAAUUCACUCAGCUGGCAGCAGAUUAUAAAGCAGUGAACCUCGGUCAGGGUUUUCCUGACUUCUCCCCUCCCAAAUUCGUCCAGGAGGCUUUUUGUGAUGCUGUGAAUGGAGGACCGCAGAUGCACCAGUACACCCGAGCGUUUGGACAUCCUCGUCUUGUAAAAAGUCUGGCUAAGUUCUUCAGUAGGGUUAUGAGACAUGAUAUUGAUCCUCUGGAAGACGUCCUGGUCACAGUGGGAGCUUAUCAGGCUCUCUUUUGUGCGUUUCAAGCUAUCAUUGAUGAAGGGGAUGAGGUCAUAAUUGUUGAGCCAUUCUUCGACUGCUACCAGCCGAUGGUGAAGAUGGUCGGAGGAAAGGAAGUGUACGUUCCUCUGAGGCCAAAAGUGGAAGGAAGCCUGUCCAGUGCAGACUGGACCCUCUCUGCUGAGGAGCUGGCCAGUAAAUUCACUCCCCGCACAAAGGCCAUCGUUAUCAACACUCCAAACAACCCACUGGGCAAGGUUUACAAGACCGAAGAGCUCCAAGUGAUCGCUGACCUGUGUAUCAAACACGACGUGCUGUGCAUCAGCGACGAGGUGUACGAGUGGCUGACUUAUGAUGGAAACAAGCACGUAAAGAUAGCCAGCCUUCCCGGCAUGUGGGAACGUACCAUCACUGUUGGCAGUGGAGGAAAGACGUUCAGUGCUACCGGCUGGAAGGUUGGCUGGGUCAUCAGCUCAGGGCAUAUCAUAAAACACAUGAAAACCAUCUUUCAGAACUGUGUGUACCACUGUCCUACAGCCGCCCAGGAGGCAGUAGCUUGUGGAUUUGAGAGGGAGUACGAGGUGUUUGGGUCUCCGGAGAGCUACUUCCAGCAGCUGCCUGCCAUGUUGCACCACAAGAGGAUGAAGCUGGCCUCCAGCCUGCAGAGCGUGGGUCUGCAGCCCAUCAUGCCGGAGGGAGGGUACUUCAUGAUCGCAGACAUCUCCUCCAUCAAGGUAGACUUUAAUGAUGAGAGCUCGAAGGAUGAAUCCUAUGACUACAGAUUUGUAAAAUGGCUAACUAAAGAGAAGGGUUUAGCAACAAUCCCUGUCUCCGCUUUCUACAGCCCAGAGCACGGAAAGGAGUUUGACAAAUAUGUCCGAUUCUGUUUCGUCAAGGAGGAUGCCACCCUGGAUGCAGCAGAGGAAAUCUUAAGAAAGUGGAGUCAGGGAAAGUAAAAUGCCUAAAGUAAGAAGCAAUACCCGUCCAUUACAGAUUUCCCAAGGCUGCUUAAAACCGGGUUGGGUCUCUUUAGAUAAAAUAAGCCAUUUUCAGUGUUUGUUUUUGUUUAUGGCAACAUAUGUACUGUAAAACCAUGUCCACUUUAAUUUUGUCUUUUUACUGCUGUUGCAAAGACACUCAGGUUUUAGAAGUGGGAACACAUAUUCUGUAUGUCCCUGCUGGGUUCAUUUGAGUAGAAAUCAUUUUAUUAAAUGUGCAAAGUUUCACUGAAGUUUUGAGUGUGUGGACACAGAUGUGUGGUGAAGAUAAAUGACACAGGUGGACUUGACUCCUGAGCUGCUCUUUAAUUUAUAGAUAACAAAAAAAAGGUAAUCAGCCUGUCUGUAAACUGCUCCAUAUAGUGGCCACCUUUUUGUAUGUCAUUAAAAAUGAGAGAAAACAGUGUUCACAAUUGUUCACAAUGAUGAAGAAAAUGUAAACAUUCAUUUAUGACUUUUCCACUAAAUCUGUAGAAUAUUUUUGAAAAGAUAUUUCAAUAUGUAAUUUUAAACAUUUGUAAGUAUCCAAAAGGUUUAAUAAAGGUUUGAAUGAA
This is a messenger RNA of Eleginops maclovinus (Patagonian blennie), 2039 nucleotides long. It is a transcript of the gene kyat1, whose product is annotated as kynurenine aminotransferase 1. Gene Ontology annotation, biological process: biosynthetic process. The coding region runs from base 112 to 1443 and encodes 443 amino acids. The transcript is spliced from 12 exons. Gene Ontology annotation, molecular function: pyridoxal phosphate binding; L-kynurenine:2-oxoglutarate transaminase activity. Lineage: Eukaryota; Metazoa; Chordata; Actinopteri; Perciformes; Eleginopidae. Gene Ontology annotation, cellular component: cytoplasm; mitochondrion. The record is from RefSeq and is a predicted model, not a curated record.